CCCUAUAGUACUUCCCAAAGGUCAAAGGUCAUCCAGAAGGUCAUUUUGGGAGGCUAGGGAGGGAGCGUUAGGAGGAGGCGAGGUCACGGGCUGUGCAUGUGAAGUUGAGUAGCCUUGAGGCGUUCUGCGAAGCCCUCCCUUCUUCUUCCUGGUGGCAUGGUGAGGCUGUAAGAGGGGUGGCCCAGGCGUUGUGAGGGCACGGCAGCAGCAGCAGCGGCACCAUGGCGGAUGUCAGCAUGGAAGAGGAGCGGGAAUGUGACCAGCGUUAUCCCUUCUCACGCUGCAGCUCCACCGGCUCCAUCCACACCCUCACUUCCUCGGCCAACAACACAGAUGUGACGGACGAUGAGGACAGCGACAGAGGCAACCAGAUGAGCUACAAGGAGCGGCGGCGGGAGGCACACACGCAGGCUGAGCAGAAGCGACGCAACGCCAUCAACAAAGGCUAUGACUCGCUGCAGGACCUCGUGCCCACCUGCCAGAACUCCGAGCAGGGUCAGGGCUACAAGAUGUCCAAGGCGACUGUCCUCCAGAAGAGCAUCGACUACAUCCAGUUUCUGAAGAAGGAGAAGAGCAAGCAGGAGGAGGAGGUGGCAGCACUGAAGAAGGAGGUGGUGGCGCUGACCAUCAUGAAGCUGAACUACGAGCAGAUUGUGUCGGCCCACCAGAGCCAGCCCGGCCAGCUCAGCAAACAGAUCUCGGAUGAAGUGAAGUUCCAAGUGUUCCGCGCUGUGAUGGACUCGCUGUACCAGUCCUUUGGGCAAGCCGUGGCCACGAGUAACUUUGCCGAGAUUUCUGGGUCUGUCAUCUCUUGGGUGGAGGAACACUGCAAGCCUCAGAUUCUGCGGGAGAUCAUGUGUGGCGUCCUGCAGCAGCUUAGCCAACAGUAGCCUGCCUCCCUCCCCUAGUCCUGCAGCGUCACCGUGAGACUCGCUGCCCAUCUUGUGCCAUCGUACGUCCUUUCAACCCGGUAGCCGCGAUGGGCCAGAUUUGUGACCUGACAUAAACCCCCAAAAAUAGAGGAUGCAUAAACUAAUCACAAAUGCAUUAUAUAUAACGGUUUGCGUGAGGGAUUAUUUUUUCUCAUUAAUUCGCUUAGAGGAGCCUGUAAGAAACGUGAUCCCCGCAGCUACCGGGUUAAGGUUCUUUUGUGUAAUUCCCUUUAUUGCUACCCAAAAUAUUUUUAUAACUUGUAUGUGUAGAUUUAUCAACAAAGCAUUUAUAUUGGUUUGAGAAGUCACUGAACAGACUAGUGAGUUUGAGUUCAGUUAGGAUGAUUUGUUUUGGCUCCUAUAACAGUCAAGAGACCAUAGACCUACAUAUUAAAGAGAUGUAUUAUAAGGCUCUCUCAGCACAAUAUUAACUUAAGGCCAUUCCUAUUUUAAGAUCCAAGAACUGUGAGGAAACACACACAGUAGACAGCUAAUGAUUACUACCAAAUUCACCACACUGAUGCAUAAUAUUAACGAAGCAACUAUUGUUAUGGAAGGCAAAGUAAAGAUCCACCUUUUUCCAUAUAUAUAUUUUUAAUUUUUGUUGUAUAAACAGCAAGUAUGUGAUAAACAUUAAAAUUUCACAACAGUUGUUACAUUUGAGAUCUGUAUGAGCAAAAAACACUUAUUACUCUUAAACCCUUGAAAAAAUAAGUAAUGUACUUUCAUACUUAAGAAAAUUAAUGAUAAAACAAGAGCAUG
Molecule: messenger RNA, 1694 nt
Organism: Eriocheir sinensis (Chinese mitten crab)
Lineage: Eukaryota; Metazoa; Arthropoda; Malacostraca; Decapoda; Varunidae
Gene: bigmax
Product: max-like protein X
Exons: 7
Coding region: 222-890 (222 amino acids)
Biological process (GO): regulation of transcription by RNA polymerase II
Cellular component (GO): nucleus
Molecular function (GO): protein dimerization activity; DNA-binding transcription factor activity, RNA polymerase II-specific; RNA polymerase II cis-regulatory region sequence-specific DNA binding
Source: RefSeq, a predicted model, not a curated record